AUGUGGCUCCUUGUGAUGGCCGCCUUCUUCUUGGCCAGCGCCGCCGUCGCCUUCGGCCCCGAAGGCCUCCUCGGCAGCUCUCCGGCCACGACGGCGGUGAAGACGGCUCACCUUCUCUUCUUUGCCACAUCCUUGGGAGCCACCGUCUGGGCCAUCUUAGUCAGUGGCUUAGUAAUGUUCCUGUACGUACGAAUCCAUGCAUUGCUGCAAGCCGGCUCUUCAAGUUUAUCUGAGUAUUUCUUCUUCUUCUUUGUGUGUGUGUGUGGUUUAAUUAUCUUGGGAAGCCACUUGCCGAGGCACGUGAUGGGAAGGCUGCGCGGGAAGGUGUUCCCGGCGUGCUUCAAGCUGAACGCGGCGUGCACGGCCGUGUCCGCGGCGGCAUUCGCCUGGCUACACUAUCCGUGGAAGGCGACCCCGGCGGUGGAGCGCCGGCAGCUUGGGCUCCUUGUCGCCACCGUCGGGUUCGACCUCGCCAACCUGUUCCUCUUAGCGCCGAAGACCCUCAAGGUACACUGA
Molecule: messenger RNA, 516 nt
Organism: Aegilops tauschii subsp. strangulata
Lineage: Eukaryota; Viridiplantae; Streptophyta; Magnoliopsida; Poales; Poaceae
Source: RefSeq, a predicted model, not a curated record